GUCAAUUGGCUAUAUGCAAGGUUACUUCCUGGUUUAGAUAAGCCAGCUCAGGAAUUUCCAGUCAACUGUCAUUCCUGAAAAAGAUGUCAAAGAUGUUGUAUACUCGCUGCCUGCAGGAUCUACAUCGAGUUAACAUAAAUUAUGUACACCGCCUGGUUCAGUCAAAUUCAAAGACUUCAUCAAGCAAACAUGAAAAUGGAUUUAAGCUGUACAUAUCCAGCUAUAUCCAUGACUACGAAGUUUCUGACAAGAAUGAGGCAGGAGAGGUGUCUGUGAGGGCAAGCUGCUUCAGGUCGAUGAGGAAAAAAGAGAGACCACACAACUUGAGUGUUCUUCUCAAAGACUCUAAACCUGUUGAGUUGUUGGCCUAUCAUUGCUCAUGUGUGGCAGGGCUUACACUAUACAAUCAUGUUGCAGCUUUUCUCUACCAGACCUCACAUUACAGCCAGCAAGGAGCAACGGCUGUCCCCCCUACUCACAGCUGCACAGGGUCUGAGCAGCAGUGGCUCAAACCUAGAACCCAGGGCUUUAAGCCUGGUCCAACAAAUGAGAUGGUGGUGUUGUCAGCUAGGCCCAAGGAGAGAAGAUUGGCUGAAGGUAUCGGGCCGAUCGUGCACCUAUGUACUGCAGAGUGGAUGCGACUGUGCCCAUCUUGCGCUUAUGGUUUGACGAAGAGGCUGAAAUAAAGCAGGACCUACGCCUGACCAGGAGAGCCAUGAACAGCCUGCAGAGGCUUCUAGACAGGAAUCAAGAUCAUGGCUGGGGAAAUCAACUAGAGGUCUUCAUAUAUACCUAUUGGUUGGCACACGGACUGUCCUACCGGGUGGUGGCAAAUGUUGUCAAUGUCCCCAAGGCAACAGUAUAGCGAGUAAUACAC
Molecule: messenger RNA, 877 nt
Organism: Xyrauchen texanus (razorback sucker)
Lineage: Eukaryota; Metazoa; Chordata; Actinopteri; Cypriniformes; Catostomidae
Exons: 5
Coding region: 84-686 (200 amino acids)
Source: RefSeq, a predicted model, not a curated record